AUGCCUAGCCAUGGCAAGCGCCUCUCCCAUUGCAUGCAACAACGUAAGUUCAAAAUCGCCAUGAUGAUCGUCGUCGACAUCUCAGGAGGCUCUAGCCGUACAGCCUGGCUCGACACCACGGCCCGUAAUAAAGCCUCGCUCAUCAUUGAGCCCUUCCUAUCACACUCCUACAACCAAGACAGNNNNUCGACGUUUCUCGCAGGACAAUACAAUUAUAUGAGUGGUACUUCGGCUUCGACGGCUACAGCUGCCGGUGUCGGCGCCUUGAUCAGUAGCUUGGGAGAAGCUGGUGGAAACUUAACUGAGGUCCUUCUCAAGUCUAAAACAGCUGGUAUUCCCAAUAAUUUCAACCUUACCGAUGUCGGGGAGAUUGAUGCUCUGGGGGCAGUUGAAAUCAGCCGAUGA
Perkinsus marinus ATCC 50983 is the source of this 405-nucleotide messenger RNA. RefSeq lists its product as hypothetical. Gene Ontology annotation, molecular function: serine-type endopeptidase activity. Bases 1 to 405 code for a protein of 134 amino acids. The transcript has 3 exons. Gene Ontology annotation, biological process: proteolysis. The record is from RefSeq and is a predicted model, not a curated record. NCBI's taxonomy places the organism in Eukaryota, Perkinsozoa, Perkinsida, Perkinsidae.